Molecule: messenger RNA, 1982 nt
Organism: Drosophila hydei
Lineage: Eukaryota; Metazoa; Arthropoda; Insecta; Diptera; Drosophilidae
Product: 4-coumarate--CoA ligase 1
Exons: 4
Coding region: 259-1893 (544 amino acids)
Biological process (GO): fatty-acyl-CoA biosynthetic process; long-chain fatty acid metabolic process
Molecular function (GO): long-chain fatty acid-CoA ligase activity
Source: RefSeq, a predicted model, not a curated record
AAAAGUGGGUUUGUCCAUAGAAUAAAUAUCUAUGUAGGUCUAUAUAUACUUUAAAUGCAAAAUAAGAACGAAGGUACCUCAAGCGCCUGCGCGUAUUACCUUAAACUUAUCAAAAGCAAAAAUCUAAUCUCGGCGUAAAAGCUAAAUUAUUAGAACUGUGCUUUUUGCGUCAAGAACAGUUGGUUAUUGAAGCCGCACUAGGACAGAGUGUGCCAAUUCUCUCUUCAAGUUGUAAUUAGAAAAAUCUGUUAACUCACAAUGACUUCAACAUUGUUGCCCGGUAAUGUAGUUUAUGGCGGCCCGAUACAUGUGCAGGAUGCGCAGAAUUAUCACUCUUUGGGACAGUUGAUAAUGGAUAAAUACAAAAGCUUUGGCGACCAAACGGUUAUAAUUGAUGCCGUCAGUGGCACUGAAUAUAGCGCAAAGUUUAUGUACGAUUCGAUUGUAAGAUUGGCCCAAAUCCUCCAGAAACUCGGCAUAAAGCACAACGAUGUCAUUGGGCUGUCCAGUGAAAAUAGCGUGAGCUUUGCCGUAGCCAUGUUUGCAGGAUUCGCUGUGGGUGCAACUGUGGCGCCUCUAAAUGUCACCUACUCCGAUCGUGAGGUAGAUCAUGCCAUCAAUUUAUCGCAUCCAAAAAUCAUAUUCGCCUCAAAGAUCACCGUUGACCGCAUUGCCAAAGUGGCCAAACAGAAUAAGUUUGUCAAAGCUGUUAUUGCGCUGAGCGGAACCUCCACGAAUCAUCCAAAAGUAUAUUCCUUCAUGGAGUUAAUGAACAAUGACAAGUAUAAAACAAAACCAGAUUUUACCUCACCUUUGGCAAACAAAACCGAGGAUGUGGCCCUAAUUGUGUGCUCCUCGGGCACCACUGGUCUGCCUAAGGGCGUUCAGUUGACACAGUUCAAUUUAUUGGCCACGAUCGAUUCGCAAAUCCAGCCAACUAUGAUACCAUUCAACGAGAUCACGCUACUUACUGUCAUUCCGUGGUUCCAUGCUUUUGGCUGCCUGACGCUGGUCACAACGGCAACCAUGGGCACGCGACUAGUAUAUUUGCCCAAAUUCGAAGAGAACCUGUUUCUCUCCGCCAUUGAGAAAUACCGUGUCAUGAUGGCCUUUAUGGUGCCCCCACUUAUGGUCUUCUUGGCGAAGCAUCCCAUUGUAGAUAAAUAUGAUCUGUCUUCGUUAAUGGUUUUACUCUGCGGUGCUGCACCCCUCAGUCGUGAAACAGAAGAUCAGAUCAAGGAGCGAAUUGGUGUACCAUUCAUUCGCCAGGGUUACGGUCUUAGCGAAUCGACUCUGAGCGUUCUAGUGCAAACCGAUGAUUUCUGCAAGCCAGGUAGCGUUGGCGUACUAAAGGUUGGCAUCUAUGCCAAGGUCGUUGAUCCGGACACUGGCAAAAUUCUGGGACCGAACGAGCGUGGCGAGCUUUGCUUUAAGGGCGAUGGCAUUAUGAAGGGUUACAUUGGCGACAGGAAGUCCACAGAGACCGCCAUUCAGGACGGCUGGUUACACACUGGUGAUAUUGGCUAUUAUGACGAUUCUCUUGAGUUCUUUAUUGUGGAUCGUAUAAAGGAACUCAUCAAAUAUAAGGGCUUCCAGGUGCCACCGGCAGAAAUAGAAGCACUGCUGCUAACCAAUGAGAAGAUUAAGGAUGCUGCCGUUAUUGGCAAACCGGAUGAAGCGGCUGGCGAACUACCAAUGGCAUUUGUGGUUAAACAGUCGAAUAUCCAACUCACCGAGGAAGAUGUGAUCAAUUUUGUGAAUGAACGUGCCUCGCCCGCUAAACGUCUGCGCGGUGGCGUAGUUUUUGUGGACGAGAUACCCAAAAAUCCCAGUGGCAAAAUAUUACGUCGCAUCCUGCGCGAUAUGCUUAAGAAACAAAAAUCCAAAUUGUAGGCCUCUCGAUCCGUGUAAUUACGUUAAGCGAACAUCGUAAGUGAGGCUAAGGAAAUAAUUUUGUACUUUGAAAGAAUUUACCAUAAGUU